AUGCCGCCGAGAGGCGAAGAUCACUAUCGUCUAGCUGCCCCCAUCGUCAAGUCCCUUACCCCCGAGAUCCACGGCAAGUCCAGCACUGUCACGGUCACCUUUAAGAACGCUACCUCACCCGGUCCGACGCGGCGCAUCCUGUUACCGGAGCCGCCCGAGGAUCGGCCCUCCGGCGACCAGUACGUAAUACUUGACAAUGGCUUCUACAGCAUCAUAACCCUCUUUGCUCCACCUCUAGAGGACUAUAAAGUCGAUGUUGUUACGAUAUCUGGCCUUGGCGGACACCCUUUCGGAUCUUUCAAAGAGAGGGACGAGAAUUAA
This is a messenger RNA of Lasiosphaeria miniovina, 321 nucleotides long. RefSeq lists its product as uncharacterized. The record is from RefSeq and is a predicted model, not a curated record. Lineage: Eukaryota; Fungi; Ascomycota; Sordariomycetes; Sordariales; Lasiosphaeriaceae. The coding region runs from base 1 to 321 and encodes 106 amino acids. The transcript has 2 exons.